AUGUUUCGCUCUGGCUAUUGGGAUGAUGAUCCUAUGGAUGGAGUCCUAGGUUCCUCUAUGCUUCGUCAUGCAGGGGCUACUCGCCGCUUUGAUGAAUACUACCGCUGUUACCCCGUCGCGAUGCUUCCUGGUCCGGAGAGAGAAAACGUGAACCAUGGCGGCAAGGUCAUCAUGCCACCAAGUGCUCUAGACAAGUUGACUCGGUUACACAUCACCUAUCCUAUGCUUUUUGAGUUGGUUAAUGGCUCGAAGGAAAGAAUGACGCAUGCCGGUGUGCUGGAAUUCAUUGCUGAGGAAGGGAAGAUAUAUUUGCCAUUUUGGCUUAUGCAAACGCUACAGCUCGAACCCGGUGAUCUUGUCCAAGUCAAAUCGACCGACCUUCCCUCCGGCCGGUUCAUCAAGCUUCAGGCCCAGUCUACCUCUUUCCUCGACAUAAGCGACCCCAAGGCUGUACUGGAAAACGCUUUUCGGAAUUUCUCCUGUCUCACGAAAGGCGAUGUUUUCACCUUUGCCUAUAACGACCAGGUUUAUGAGAUGGCGGUUCUGGAAACCAAGCCGUCGAAUCCAACUGAUGCGAUAUCCGUUUUGGAGACCGAUUUAGAGGUAGAUUUUGCACCGCCGGUAGGGUAUGAAGAACCCAAACGCCCCAGUGGCACCAGUACUCCUCUUAGUGGGGUGAGCGGGAGACUGCCCGCCGGGGGGUUGCUUCAUUCACAUGGGACAAUGGCUCAAUCGAUCAACUACGCGGCCAUUGCGCCAGAAUCCACCGACGCUACCUCGGGUGCGAAGGCCGUUUCAUCCAACUUUCUUGUUGGAGGACAACGCCUGAAUGCGAAGAAAGGCAGCAAAGCCCCAACCCCCCAGCCUUCAACUCCAGUACCUGGAGCAACAAACCCUCAGUAUCCACCUCCGAUCAGACGAGCAAAUGGCCCACAACCCCUCAGACUGGCGCCUAACCAGUUGUUCUUUGGCUACGCGAUCAAGCCCGUCAAGAAGCGUGACGAAAACGAUCAGGUCACUGAGGAGAAGCCACGGUUCCAUGGAACAGGCCAAACACUGCGGGGAAAGAAGAAAGAUCCAGGAGACCCCGCUACUCCAACAUCAGGAAGCGAUGUAGAAAGCCAAAAAGGCAAAGAGCGCUAUCAGAAAUCCCAUGGGAGUGGGCGUACCCUUGGCGGUACUACCAACCGUUAA
Aspergillus clavatus NRRL 1 is the source of this 1194-nucleotide messenger RNA. RefSeq names its product polyubiquitin-binding protein UFD1. NCBI's taxonomy places the organism in Eukaryota, Fungi, Ascomycota, Eurotiomycetes, Eurotiales, Aspergillaceae. Gene Ontology annotation, cellular component: VCP-NPL4-UFD1 AAA ATPase complex. The record is from RefSeq and is a predicted model, not a curated record. The coding region runs from base 1 to 1194 and encodes 397 amino acids. The transcript has 3 exons. Gene Ontology annotation, molecular function: polyubiquitin modification-dependent protein binding.